AUGAACUCAACAAAUCCAGCAACAGUUUUAGGUUUUGGUACAUGGCAGCAGAUUGUAGACAAAUUCUUAUACUGUGCUAACUCUUCAAAGCAAACAGGAGGUUCGAAGAAAAUUAAAGAAGCAAACCUUCCACCACACACUCAUACAGGAACUACAAACUUUUCUGGCGACCAUAUCCACUCAUUAAGAGACCAUCCAUUAUACAACUCAGAGUAUGAAGCUGGCAAUGACGUUUUAUCUCCAUCUUAUAACAAUGCAGCAAAAAAGACUUUUCGACAAACUGAACCGGGAGGAAAUCAUUCACACACUUUCACAACAAAUCCAACAGGCUCGGGUGAAGAUUAUAUGCCACCAUUUAUGACUGUAUUCGCAUGGUAUAGAGUUCAAUGA
Messenger RNA from Trichomonas vaginalis G3, 390 nucleotides. Its product is annotated as keratin-associated protein family. The coding region runs from base 1 to 390 and encodes 129 amino acids. The transcript has a single exon. NCBI's taxonomy places the organism in Eukaryota, Parabasalia, Trichomonadida, Trichomonadidae. The record is from RefSeq and is a predicted model, not a curated record.